Molecule: messenger RNA, 1254 nt
Organism: Aspergillus aculeatinus CBS 121060
Lineage: Eukaryota; Fungi; Ascomycota; Eurotiomycetes; Eurotiales; Aspergillaceae
Product: SDR family oxidoreductase
Exons: 6
Coding region: 227-1180 (317 amino acids)
Biological process (GO): fatty acid catabolic process
Molecular function (GO): 2,4-dienoyl-CoA reductase (NADPH) activity
Source: RefSeq, a predicted model, not a curated record
GCUACGACUAACUUAAGGGGGACUAGCAGAAUGGAGAUCAAAAGGCGGCAAAGCCGAGGUUGCCGAAGGUCCAAACAACACAACAACCGCGGCUUUCCACUGGGGCUCGCCCGCUUACUGUGGAGAAGAAACACCGCAUUAAUGGAAUGAACUGGCCUUCUUCUUACCCAUCCCUCCUCCAACUCAUUAACUACAUUUCCCACUCAAAACUCCACCAAACUCCACCAUGCCGUUACCGAAAGAAGAAUACCUCAGCGCCUCGUGGAAGGAUGGCAUUUUUGCGAAUAAGGUCGUCUUCUGUACGGGAGGCGCGGGCACAAUCUGCAGCGCACAAGUGCGUGCUCUCGUACAUCUAGGCGCCAACGCCUGUAUCAUCGGUCGGAAUGUCGAGAAGACCGAGAAGGUUGCCAAAGACAUUGCGACCGCCCGCCCUGGGGCCAAGGUGAUCGGCAUCGGAGCCGUGGAUGUGCGAAAGGUUGAGAGCCUCAACGAUGCCGCCAGCCGCUGUGUCAAGGAGUUGGGGGGCAUUGACUAUGUUAUUGCUGGCGCAGCCGGCAAUUUCCUGGCGUCGAUCAACCAGCUGUCCGCCAAUGCUUUCAAGUCGGUCAUCGACAUUGAUGUCCUUGGGUCCUACAACACCCUAAAGGCGACGCUACCUUACUUGGUGGAGUCGGCAAAGAAGCACAGCAUUGACUCGGAUACACUCAAACCAUCUCCGCUGGGUACCGGAGGCCGGAUCAUCUUUGUUAGCGCCACCAUUCACUAUAGAACCAUGCCGUUCCAGACGCAUGUGUCGGUUGCCAAGGCCGGCGUGGACGCGCUGUCGCAUAGUGUGGCUAUCGAAUUUGGGCCGCUGGGGGUGACUUCGAACAUCAUUGCACCGGGUCCGAUCGGCUCGACGGAGGGCAUGGAUCGUCUGCUGCCGACCGAUAACAAGGAGGCCUAUGUCAAGUCUCAGCCACUGGGGCGGCUGGGCUCCGUGCGCGACAUUGCUGAUGCCACUGUAUAUCUGUUUGCUGACACUGGCAGCUAUGUCAGUGGCCAGACGCUUGUUGUCGAUGGGGCAUCAUGGCGCAUGACGGCCGGGGGGGCCGCUCAAGGCGCUCUUCAGUAUCCCGAUUUCCUCCUGUCCGGAGAUGCGGUACCUAAUGUUAAGGGGCAGAAGACGUCGAAGCUUUGAGCGGAUGGGAUAGAAUGGGUAUGGGGAUUUGAAUAGAGAUAGAUAGAGCCUACUAUUAGAAUAGUGCAGCGGAU